Molecule: messenger RNA, 4712 nt
Organism: Mizuhopecten yessoensis (Yesso scallop)
Lineage: Eukaryota; Metazoa; Mollusca; Bivalvia; Pectinida; Pectinidae
Product: sodium- and chloride-dependent transporter XTRP3-like
Exons: 11
Coding region: 1139-3319 (726 amino acids)
Biological process (GO): sodium ion transmembrane transport
Cellular component (GO): plasma membrane
Source: RefSeq, a predicted model, not a curated record
AUAUAUAUAUACAAACCGCCAUAGUCUUGUUUGAUGAUACCUUUGAUAUUUUAAAUUACACCAGGUUACUGUUCACCACUGGAUGUCGGAAUACUCAGGGGUCGGAAUGGAAAGUUUUCAUUAUUUGCAAUUAAUUCAUUGUGUGUUGAAUACCUCAGUGACGUGUACAGUCCUCGACAUGUGUCCAUAUCUAAAAUAUACUCCAACCAGUCUUACCUCUCAUAAUGCAGUAAAUGUAAUGUACUCCACUAUAUACUUUACCCCAACAACACUCUCUUUAAAACCCUUUUGCACCUCUUUCCCUUCUUCCUCACCCAUCCUCUUCUCUUCCAUAUACCUAUAUCUACAUUUGUAAAUGCAAAAUAUUAGCCAGUGCCGUCCAAUCGCCGUUUUACAAAGAAAGGAGACAGGUUAACAUACAAAUACCUUGUACUUGUUUUCGCAUCCUUUAUGUAUAUAUCAUGUUUGUAUAACUGGAAUAUUAUACCGAUAAUAAAAUAAAGUUAAAACUAAAUAUUUUAAAACUUCUGAAAUUUAUUUCUCGAAUCAUUUAUCAGUUAUGCUAGUACUGUAUAAACGAAUAGAAAAUGUGUGUUUUUAAUUAAAGGAAUCUGAAUCAGAUAUCGGGUGUAUCGCAUGUAAUUAUAUACUACGUAUACUCUAGACCUAGCUACAUGUAACCAAUCCAUGACUGGAUAAUAUCUUCAAAGCAUGGUACAAGUGCAUUUACAUUUGGACGUUUUGUUUAAACUCUUAAAACAAUACAUCGUGAGCUAGGUAUAAACUAUUUGUAGACAUGAUUUUUUUAUAUCAUGUUUACAGAUAUUUUAAUUAUUUUAUAUACGGAACUACACAACUUUUCCUUAUAUAUAAGACAUAAGUAGGUCCAUGGUAUGAUUGUACCCGGUUGUGUUACACCAAAAUAUAGUUAAAUGUGGUAUAUAUAUACUCAGGUAAAAAAGGAAUUACCUGAGAAAGGUGAAUCACCUAUUUAUAAUGAGACGCGGUCAUGCGUAAGAGAACGUCACAAGCUAGAUAAUUUGAACGGGGAGCUUUAACUAGGACCAGCUGAUCACCAAGCAAGUAAUAUAUACGUACCUCUGGGAUUUACCGGAAACACGAAUCAUCACGAGUAACGAUGGGAUCCCGAACCCGAGGGGAUGAAAAUGGACCCUCCAAGGAAAAGACACAUGCUUACGACAACAAGGGAAUGGACACGUCCAGUGUCUACACCAUAGAUAGCUCCCAGCAGAUCGGGGGUUCCCGGGACACGAUCACAACAGGAACCCCGGGGCGGAGGGGCUCCUUCUCAUCCGCUAUGGAAUCUAGUUUGCAGGGGUCAAAAUCUUCUCUUCCCUCCCUCCCUCAGUCCUCAGGCAAGCCCAGUGUGGCCGCCUCCACAGCCGAGCUGAUGGAUGGGAGCGGCGGCUCCUCCCAGGGGGAGGGGGAGAGGGAAACUUGGGAUAACAAGGCCCAAUAUAUUCUGGCUGUAGUAGGUUACGCAGUGGGACUCGGCAACGUGUGGAGGUUCCCCUACCUGGCCCAGAAAAAUGGAGGAGGUGCCUUUCUGAUUCCUUACACCAUAAUGCUGGCCAUAGAGGGUAUCCCAAUUUUCUACCUGGAGCUGGUGGUGGGUCAGCGCCUGCGUAAAGGUGCUAUAGGCGCGUGGAACCAGGUGUGUCCCUACCUUGGAGGUAUCGGGAUCGCCAGCUGUUUUGUAUCCUUCUGGGUGGCUCUAUACUACAAUACUAUCAUCGCCUGGUGUAUCUACUAUCUGGUACAGAGUUUCCGGGACCCUUUACCUUGGGCAAGCUGCCCGGAAGUACCAGACGCAGUCAGCGGUGGUAGUAAAGUGGUGACGGAGUGUCAGAUGAGUGAUCCCCGGUCGUACUUCUGGUAUCGCGAAGCCCUAAACAUCUCUCCCUCGGUGGAGGAGGGAGGCGAUCUCAACUGGUGGAUAUUGGUCAGCCUCAUGGUGGCCUGGCUCAUCGUCUUCCUCUGCAUGAUCAAGGGCAUCGCCUCCUCAGGAAAGGUUGUCUACGUGACUGCCACAUUCCCGUACCUAGUGUUGGUCAUAUUCUUUUUCCGCGGUGUGACGUUGGAGGGCUUCUAUCACGGUCUGGAGCACUUCUUUGUACCUGAUUUCAAACGUCUAGGAGACCCUCAGGUGUGGUUGGAGGCCGCCACCCAGAUCUUUUUCUCACUGGGGCUUGCGUUUGGAGGCUUGAUCGCAUUCUCUUCCUACAUGCCUGUUCGAAACAACUGUUACCGGGAUGCCCUGUUUGUAUCUAUCGUCAACUGCGGAACCUCUGUGUUCGCCGGCAUCGUCAUCUUCUCCAUCCUAGGGUUCAAAGCAACUCGAGCUUACGACGGGUGUUUGGAGAACCGGAACUCGGAGCUGCUACGGCUGUUCAACUCCACAUCAAUUAUUCCUCCGCCCGAGGGAACCCUUAUCAAUGUGACCAAAUUUGACCCCCACCUCCAGAUUUGGGGCUCUGUACUGACCAGCAUGCCAAGCAUCACUUCUUGUGAUUUCAAGUCUGAAAUAGAAAAGUCUGGCUCUGGUACAGGGCUUGCCUUCAUUGCCUUCACGGAAGCUGUCACACAGUUUCCGGCUGCACAGUUUUGGGCCGUGCUGUUCUUCCUGAUGCUGCUCACCCUUGGACUAGACAGCAUGUUUGGCACGCUAGAGGGCGUUAUCACUUCAAUUGUUGAUAUGAAUCUGGUCACGAACCUACGAAAAGACUUCCUGGCCGGGUUUAUCUGUCUUGUUUCCUUCAUGAUCUCGUUCUGCUUUGCAAACCAAGCGGGACCGUAUAUAUUCACCCUGUUUGACGAGUUCAGCGGGAACAUUCCUUUACUGGUCAUCGCUCUGGCCGAAGUCAUCGGCAUUGCAUAUGUAUAUGGUCUGAAAAGAUUUGGGGACGACAUCCAGCUGAUGACAGGCCAGAGACCUAACUGGUACUGGUUGACGAUGUGGAAGUACGUAUCGCCUGCCGCCAUGUGUAUCAUACUCCUCGCAAGCGUCGUCAAAAUGGCCGUGUCUGGCACCUUUUAUGACGCCUGGUCGGCUGUCGAGGCAGACACGGUAAAGCAGCAGUGGCCAGCCUGGUGCAAGUUUCUCGCCGCCUUUUUGAUACUGACCUCGACACUAUGGAUACCAGUUGUUGGCGUUUUGAAAUAUUUCAAUAUUGUCAAGUGGAAACCGGAGGUGCCUGCAGAAUUUCCUGAAGAAGAUUUAAUUCAGGAACGAAAUAUAAAACCAUAUAUUCCUACAGACUGGGAACGAAAACUUUUUUACUGGAAGGAGAAGUUAUGAUGACGGCUAUAUAUAGCAUCAAACAUAUAAUUUACAAUAUCUUAGAAAUCCCGUUCUCAAAACUGUAUACUCGAAUGUAUAUCGAUAAUUUCUGUUCUCGUUGGAAUCCUCUACAAAGAUGCUUUCAGCUUUCCUUUACAAAGACCUAUGCAGUAUUUUUUAAUAUUUUGUCUUCAAAGUUGUUUUUAUAAUUAUAUAUAAUCUAGUAAUGUAUGGAAUAGAACGAUAUAGUGCAAUACACUGGUAUGACAUUGGGUGUCCAGGCGAGACAACUCAAACACAUCUAUACUGGUUGAACAUCCUGAGUCAUUCUAUAUUUAGAGUUAUAGUGGCGGAUCCAGAGAAAAUUGAGGAGAUGGUGAAAACACAUGAUUUUUAAAGAAAAAAUUCAGGGGGGUGGGGGGGUGGGGUGGUCCUGAAGCUCCCCCCAAAAAACUCUGGAUCCGCCAAUGAGAUCUCUUAUUCAGACGAAGGACGACUAAACAAGAUACAUACAGUAUAACGAUCGGUAUUACACAUAUACUCUGUUGACACAGUCAUUUUGCCAAUAUUAACGACUUACAGAGACACACAUCAUAUCCGGAGUGAUUUAAGACGACAUUUAAUGAGGUUUUUUAUUAUCAUAGUAUCAUUUAAACCCGGCAUAAGGUUUUUUGUCUAAAACACAAGUGCUCGGCCUACAUUAUCAUAACAAUGUGCAAUUUUAAUGGAUAUAGAAAGUACCAUUAACAUGUACAAAUCUUAUUUUUUACCAAAAAAAUCAUGUUACAUCUGGAUAGUGUGACAAUAGGCGUACUUCGUGUUUUAAUUUGGGAAAAAGAAAUGUGUCAUGGUCGAAUGAAUACCUCAAAAGGACUCCUAUUUUCUAGUUGUUUAUAUUCUCCUUUAAUGUUUAAAAAAAAGUAUUUUCAUUUAUUCUAACAAUUUCUAUUUCUUACGAAAAAAAUGAUAUUGGAGACUUUGAUAUCAUAAAAGAUUAUGUAGCCUACAGGUGUAAAAUAAGGACUCCCUACGUAACGAUAAGAGAAAUAAUUGGAUCGUAACUUUUAAAUAAUGUCGUUUGUGUAUGACAUUCACUGUUGAAAAUGGCAACAAAACUCAAGGAGUAAUGCCAAUCUUACCGUACAUAUUAUAUAAGAUAUCGUGUAUGUUUAUGAUAAAUAUUUUACAAGAUGUCAUAGCAUAUGAACUUUAUAAUGUAAACGUUAUAUAAAUUGAUGAGCCAUAGGAUCGACACUGCUCAUUGAAUACACGGUAACUUUUGCUUGCCAUAAUUUGGUGUGAUAUUUGUUAUCGUGCAUAUUACAAUGUAUUAAAUACUCAACCGGUGAGGAUUCUCAAAGUUAUAUUUUAUACCUGUGAUUUAUCUUUUACAAAAGAAAUAAAGAUAUUG